Diospyros lotus (date-plum) is the source of this 1072-nucleotide messenger RNA. Its product is annotated as (-)-germacrene D synthase-like. Bases 53 to 850 code for a protein of 265 amino acids. The record is from RefSeq and is a predicted model, not a curated record. The transcript is spliced from 3 exons. Gene Ontology annotation, molecular function: terpene synthase activity. NCBI's taxonomy places the organism in Eukaryota, Viridiplantae, Streptophyta, Magnoliopsida, Ericales, Ebenaceae.
UGUCAAUCCCACUACAAGCUCAUGCCUCUCAUGUUCAAAAUAAAAGAAAAAAAUGGAAUUAUCUGUUAAUCUUUCUGCCGUUCCGGUUGCACAGAAUUGUGUGGCACCGGAGAUCACCCGCCGCUCGGCCAAUUUCCAUUCUACUGUCUGGGGAGAUCAUUUCCUCGCAUAUGCUUCUUCCCAAGUUCUGGACGCGAAGGCACAGCAGCAACACGAGCAGCUGAGAGAUGAGCUCAGGAAGACAUUGUCGAACGCUGCUUCUGCCGACUUGAUCGAUGCCAUCCAACGCCUGGGCGUGGCUUACCAUUUCGAGAGCGAGAUCGAGGCAGCAUUGCAGCGCAUGCACAGGACCUGGCAUCAUCAACGGCUCGGUGACGCCAGCGAUAGUGUUUACGGCACUGCUCUCACUUUCCGGCUACUCAGACAACACGGAUUUCCUGUGUCUUCUGAUGUGUUCAAGGAACUGAAGGGAAGAGACGGCCAGUUUAAGGAAUGCUUAACGAGAGAUGUGGAGGCACUGCUAAGCUUGUACGAGGCUGCGCAUCUCAGGGUGCGGGGAGAAGACGUCUUGGAUGAGCUGGUCGCCUUCACCACUGCCCAGUUGGAGUCUGCCCUGCCGGACCUAGGCGAUGUUCUUGCCGGCAAGGCGAUACAUGCUCUAAACCAGCCCAUCCGGACGGGCCUGACGAGGGUAGAGGCAAGGACCUAUAUCUCUUUGUUUGAGCCAAAAGGCCACGAUGAUACACUCCUCCUGGACUUUGCCAAGUUAGAUUUCAACCUAUUGCAGAAGUUACACCAAAGGGAGCUCAGUGAGAUCACAAGGUUCUUCUGUUUUCCAACAAUAUACUAAGCCUAAGUCAAAAUAAUAGAAUUUUCUUAUGCAGUUUGAGUUGGAAAUGAUUUGCAUGUAAAUGAUAUAUAUUUUUUAGGUGGUGGAACGAUUUAGAUGUGCCAAAACAGCUCCCGUUUGCAAGAGAUAGAGUGGUGGAGUGCUACUUUUGGAUAAUGGGAGUUUAUUUCGAACCUCAGUAUGAACUCGGUAGAAGGAUACUAACCAAAGUGAUUGCUAUGA